Dreissena polymorpha is the source of this 4282-nucleotide messenger RNA. RefSeq lists its product as uncharacterized. The transcript has 6 exons. Lineage: Eukaryota; Metazoa; Mollusca; Bivalvia; Myida; Dreissenidae. Gene Ontology annotation, molecular function: protein binding; zinc ion binding. Bases 267 to 3146 code for a protein of 959 amino acids. The record is from RefSeq and is a predicted model, not a curated record.
CAAAUCUGCAUUCACUCUUGAACUCUGUUUAACGUUCACUAACGUCAAUAUAUUGAAACUUCACUCACCUGUAUGAGUGGAUUAGAAACUUGCUAUUUUUGCAACACUUAUUAUUUUAUUGAGGAUAUAACUCUUGUAAAAUAACACAGAUAAUAAAUAUUGGAUACACGUUGAAAUUAAUGAAAAUUUACGAUUUGGAAAUCGAAAGUAGCGAGGUAAAGGUGAACUGAUAUUUAUUUUCCGCUCCUGUUGAAACACCAAAGUGAAUGGAUUCAACCAAAGGAGACGAAAGCUUGACACAGGAAUCAACCAGCGACAUGGCUGGCGAGUGUGUUGUGAUAAAGCAAUGUGAGGCUUGUUUACAGGAUAAUACCUCGGUCGAGGCGACUUUGUUUUGUUCAUCGUGUACUGAAUUUUUGUGUGACGAAUGCAAGUCUGGACACAUUCGAUAUAAAAGAGGUAAACACGAGUUUAUAAACGCUAUAGAUUCUCAGAUUAAAUAUAUCACAGUUGAUCUUAAAGGGAUAGACGCAUGUGAAGAACACAAAAAGAAGGUUAAGUUUUUCUGCAAAGAUCAUUCGUUGCUGUGCUGUAGUACUUGUGCAUUCAGUCACAGAAAAUGUGAAAACAUCAACGAGUUAGUUAAGAUUUCAGGCGACAGCGGUCAGGAAUUGCAAAACCUGAAAGACAAACUUUCAAACGCAGCAGAUUAUGAACGUAGUAAGAUAGAAGAUUGCAAGCAAACGGUUACUGCUAUUUAUGAUAAGCUUAGCAAUCUGAAAGAUGAAUUACAUAAAACGAAAGAAGACAUAACUAACAUAUUUGACGUAACCAUUGCUUUGAUAAAUAAAGAAGCUAAAAGCACUGUUGAUAUUGAAUCUAAACGUCUUGGUGAAAGACGGUCUGCGUCUGAAGCUGUUUUUCAGGGCAUCGUCGAAAUAUUGUCAUUAUGUUCUGAUGUGAUUGAUAACGGCACGCCGCAACAAGCGUUUAUUCUUACCAGAUGCCUUGAGAAAAAACUACAAGAAAUCGACAUUCAUGUCAAAGAGCAACGCGUCAACCAUUUUUCGUUGGAUCUGUCUUUGGAUUUAUCAACUGAAUUAACGAACAUUCUGCAAAACCGUAGUGACGCUGUGAAACUUGUGGUUAAGAAAUGCGAUCAGAUCAAAGACGAGACCAGCGAUGGUUCCGAUGACAUUACCAGUGAUCAUACUAGCGCGUCCAUUGGUCGUUUGAUCAACACGGACCUUUAUUCCAGUAAAGCCUUGGUGCAAGAUGAGAUCAGCGAGAGUUCUGGGGAUCUUCAAAAUGAUUGUACAGUUUCUGUUUACAACACAUUAAAAAGCUCAGACGUCAGUUUCUCUGGCGAGAACAGUCUGAAGAGUACAGACGUCAGUCCCGCUGUCGAGAACACAUUGAACAGCACAGACGUCAGUCCCUCUGUCGAUAACAGAUUGAAGAGCGCAGACGUCAGUCCCUCUGUCGAUAAGAUAUUGAAGAGCACAUACGUCAGUCCCUCUGUCGGUAACAGAUUGAAGAACACAGACGUCAGUCCCUCUGUCGAGAACAAUUUGAAGAGCACAGACGUCAGUCUUAUUCAACUAGUACAAGAUUCGAAUACGGCAUCAAGCAACUUGAAACUGGAGCCAAUAAUCGACGUUCAAUUCGCUGUGUCUGGAAUAGACUUCAUGUCGGAUGGGAGACUUGUAACGGUGUAUAAAAAUAAACAAUGCAUUCUCAUGAACGACAAGCUGGUAAAGAUAGGCAAAACGUAUUUACUUCGGGCAAUUCCAGUAGGUGUUGUUUGUAUGUCAGACAAUGAAAUUGCAGUGGCACUUACCAACAAAACUAUAUGCGUCCUUGUCGUAGAGAAGGACUGUGUCAUACGAGAGAAACGAACGUUCAUUACAAAUGUGCAGUACCUCGCUUUGCGUAAGCUCGACGACAGCACUUUAGUUGGCUUUACACGCGAUAUACCAGAACACGCGAGAAAAAUCACAAUGGACGGUAGGGAGGAGGACUUUAAAACUCUGAAAAAGAUAAAUUAUAGUCGUCUAUGCCCUGGAUAUUAUUGCCAAUGCGUAUUCAUUCCUAGUCGAAACACGUUUUUGACAAUGGAGACGAACAACAAAUUGCAUAUACAUGACACUGAUACGGGUUCUAACAAAGAUAUGCAGUUUGAGAAAGAAAUAUAUGCAGUAUGCCAAGGUCUUGAGGGCAGCGCGAUGGUGGUAUGCAAAAGUGAAGUUGUACAAAUGACAAUGAAGGGUGUAAUAUUGCGGAAGUGCAAUCGUAGUGGUUAUGCACUAAUGGUUUGUGCGAACAAGAGCUUCAGUACGCUGGCAAUAGCAAGCUUUGAUACCAUAAAGUUGUAUUCAUCUACUGCAACAACCACAUGGAGUCUGGAGCCGAGGGCGGAAUUGGCAUUCACUAUCAAUGGAUUGGACUUCUUACCAGAUGGAAGACUUGUUGCAGUGUUCGCAAAUAGAACAUGUGUUAUUAUGGACGACAAGCUGAACAAGAUCGGAAAAAUGUUUGUAUUUAAGGCAAGUCCGCAUGAUGUGGUGUGUAUGUCAGACAAUGAAAUAGCUGUGGCAUGUAAUAACAUGACUAUCUGUGUGCUAUCUGUGCGACAGGAUGGAGUCAUACAAGAGAAAUGUUCGUUCAAAACACAAUUGCAGUACUGUGCGUUACGUAAGUUCGACACGGCCGUUAUGAUCGGAUUUGCCGUAGAAAUCGCCAGAAAGAUUACCUUCGACGGCGUGGAGCAGGAAUUUAAAGCCUUUAUAAAACACGGUUAUUCAGGAACAUUGUCUGCAUAUAAAUGCAAAUAUGCAUGUAUUCCUUGUAUUAACAAGUUGGCGACUUUUGACAAGGAAACCAACGUUGUUUAUUUGCAAGACCCAGAUAAAGGCACAUCAAAAUGUGUUCACAUUGCGGAGGAAAUAUGCGCCUUGUGUCAGGGUCCUGCGGGCACCGUGUUUGUAGUGUGCAAAGGCGAAUUUGUGCAGAUGUCUUGUGAGGGUCGUACACUGAAUAAAUGCAGCUUCACUGGGUUUGAAGAUAACGUAUGUGCUAAUAAGGACUUCAGCGUGAUAGCGUUAUCAAACAUAACUACUGUAAGACUUUACAAGUUGUCCAUUUAGUGACAAAUUGACGUAAGGUUAAUACCUUGUUACUGACAUCCACUUUCAAUUCUUACUGAACAUAAUGCAGGAUUAUGUGCUACGUUAUUCAAACAUUUAUUGAGCACAGUUGUGUACACAUAUCGUUAUAGUUACUAAUGUUUAUGCAUUUUGUUGUAAUAUUGUAUUGAAUUUUUAAUUGGUAACAUUGUAAUACACUGUUGUAUAUAGCUGAAAUGUAAUGUAUAAGAACACAUGAUUGUUUAUAUAUAGAGAAUUUGAUAAAUAAAUAUUUAUAGGCUGUCAAAUACCAGACCUAACAUCUAUUUUUUCGUAAAAGUAAACUAACUUGUACAAAAUACAAUGUUGUUACCAGUACGUGUUAAAAUAUGUUUUCUCUAUUGAUGUAUAUGUUUAUUAUUUGCUUUAUUGAGAGCGAGUCUACAAGAAUUACUUGUCAAAAGGCUACGAAUGAUAUGCCCUUCCCCGACAUAGUUUGCUAUUGAGUAUUGCAAAUGUACACGUAAUAUGUCAUGGAUUAUGUUUGUUUUAUCGCUUAAGACGACCACUUGAAUGCAGGUAUGUUUCGCGAAUAGCAAUGUGUUUAACUCAAAAGCUAAGGAUGGAUCGAGGUCGAAUAAGCACAAUCCUGUAUCAUAUUGUUUGCUUUUUACUAUACUGAAAUAAUAACGAUAUACCUGAAGCCUCUAGCAACCUUCCGAAUUAAAUAAACAUAUUGCUAACUGUUCAUUCACUUAGCAUGACAAAAGCACAUGAUGGGUCAUAUUGACAGCUUACUUUAGGACUAAAUAUUCAUCUUGAAGUACGUUCAUUACCAACAUACCUACUAAACUUUGAAAUUAAUAUCAGAAUAAUGGUUGCAUCUAUUUGUAUAAACAUGUACGUAUAGAGAAAUACUGCUAAGUUUGACCUUGACUUUUAACUGGACAACCAAGUUUCCGAGAACACUUCGGCACAGGUUUAGUAAUGUUGAGGCAAAUGUUAUUAGUAAACAUACAAUAUCUGCUAGUCGAUGUCAAUUUGGCUAACAUCAAUAGUGAAGAAAGCUUUAGUUAGUAGUUUGGGUUCCUUAAUAUCUAGUUUUACUCUGGGAAAGUGUACAUAAAAUUAAAUAUUGAAUAUAAUUGAGAAACAAC